Molecule: messenger RNA, 9582 nt
Organism: Camarhynchus parvulus
Lineage: Eukaryota; Metazoa; Chordata; Aves; Passeriformes; Thraupidae
Gene: CCDC71
Product: coiled-coil domain containing 71
Exons: 2
Coding region: 1926-3098 (390 amino acids)
Source: RefSeq, a predicted model, not a curated record
CGCGGGCCGAGCGCGGGUGCCGCACCCCCUGUCUGCACCAAUCACCUCCCGUAGCCCUGCAGGGAGGGGCCGGCCCAGGCAGCCUGCCCGCCCCGGGGUCCCUCCGGCCGGCGGGCCGAGCCGUGGGGAGGGUGCAGCGGGAGCGAGGGACGGGCGCUCGGGAAGGGGCAUCGCCCGCGCCGAGGGGCGGGCCAGAAGGAGAGGCCGAGCGAGGAGCUGGCGGGGUCUCCUUGGGACUGCGCACCGGCCUCCGGCCCUACAGGCUGCCCCAGCCCCGCGUCUCGGCCCUGCCGGCAGCCGCUUCCCCCUGCGGUCACCGGGAGAGCCCUUUCCGUGCUCGGACAGCCGGGCCUCUAAACCGGUGCUAGCCUCGACCGUCCGGUGCUGUGCUCGCACCGUGCCGGGAGUGCUGUGCUCCCGUAGCCGGUGCGAGUGACAGCACGGUGACAGCAGUAUGUCACGGGAGGGAACCUGCUGUCAGGAGGUCACACUGUCCCGGGGUGCCCGUGGCCGGCUUUCCUCCAAUACAGCUGGCACUGCACCAAACAGCACCGAGUGGUUGGAUGUUGGAAAGUCCUCUUCCCAUGAAAUGUCACAGCCAGAACACCCCUUCAGAUGUCCCAGCUGCUCCUGGGCUUGCUGCAGCCUGAAGAUGAUCCAUUUUGCAGCCUGUUGAGCACAUGUUGUUACUUGUGCUUGUUCGUUGGUCUCUGCCUCACCACAUCAAAAUUACCAUUACACCCUCUCUGGCUUUCCUGUGCCUGGCACUGCUUGGUCACUUUGGAGGUGGUGACUCUCACUGCUGGCUGGUGACGCUGGCUGGGGCUCUGUGGGAUCACUUCCCUAUCUGCCUCCCCUCCUUCGUGGGAGAUCCCCCGCCUGCCUCUGAACAACUGCAUUAUCCUCCUCCAAAUCCCUCUUUGGCCAUGACGUCUGCAGAGCACUUGACUGAGAUUAGUCUGUCAUGUGGAGGUUCUUACUCCCCCACUGACCUGUGCUUUCCCUUCUGUGGCUGCUCUUGGCUUGUGUCUCUUCCCUGCUUGUGCAGCUGGCGGCAGCACGGGCUCUGCUCCUGUGCUGUGGUGAGACCAGAGUUCUGGGGGAACAUGGGACAUGAGCAGUUCCUUGUUCUGGCUGCUCAGACGCUGACUUCUCCAUCACAGCUUUCUUGCCUGUGCACUGCCCUGUCCAGAACUGUCUCUGACAUCACCUGCAUUUCCCUGAUCAGGGUUUUUAGCGGAAUCUUCAUUAUUAUUUUGAGAGUAUCAAUAAAGCAAAAGAUUUUAUGUUGGUCUGGCGUCCAGCUGUGGAGCUGUGAGGCCGCCAGAAUCAGAGUUCUCUUGAAGGACUGCCCUGCCACCCAGUCCUGCCUGGACUGCCCUUUUGUGCCUAUUUUUCAUUGAAAGCAAUAAUUGAUGCUUUUAUGCUGGGCAGGCAGCUGCACAGUGCCCUGAGCGUGAUCCCAGUGUUGUCCCUCAGGCCUUUGUACACUUGGCCCUGGUGAUGUGUGUUUCCUUCAUACCGCCCUGCUUGAAUUUCCUGCUUCCUCCUCACUUGGCAGCAAGUGUCCUUGGAUCAACACCAGUUUGCUGUGACAGCAAGUUGUGGACCGUUGUUCAAACAAGAGAACAGCAAGGAGCAGUACUGCCUUGCCACAGCAUUCAGCAUCAGUGAAGCACAACUGGAACAGCCUCCAGCCCUGCUGCCAGGUCUCCAGGAGGAAGCUGCAGCUUUGGCAAGGGACUCAGAAUCAAUUUUUGAGCGGCAUCAGUUAAGAAGCUGAGAAAUUGAAGAUGGUGCUGGGAUGCAGUUAAAGUGCUUAGGCAUUUCUUAGUGUUGAGAUGGCUCGAUGGCGCUGGUUGAGGUGUCAAGGGUUGUUUUUCCAGUAAUUUGGACCUUUUUGAAGCACCUGCUUGCCUAAUGCCAUGAAUAUUGCGGUGAACAAUGAGGAAGAAAAAGCUGUCCAUUCCUGGUCAAGAAUUUCCUCUGCAGGACAGAAAGUUCUGGAGGAAGCCCUCCGAGUCUUCAACCCGAUGUCCAAGGAUCUUUCGGACACAGAGACCCAGCUGGUGGCCUUCAUCCAAGGCCUGAAGGAGGAGGGCUACCAGCCCACGAUUCUGAGGAGUAAGGAUGUGUACGGGUACAGCUCGUGCACGGCAGUCACACCGAGUCAGACGGGAGAAAACACGCAGCGCAGCUGUGCCAGCACCACUGAGCCCACCCAGAGUCCAGCCAGGAACUCAGGGGCAAAAGUGGCCCCUUUGCCCACCAGCAUUCCGGUGAGCUCUUUGAAAGUCUCCAAAGGGGAUUCCAGAAAUCUCCUCUUGAGCUCCUUGAAGCAGACAGGAUCUGGCACAUCCAAGGCGGCAACAGUGGGCUUCCCUACAAGCAUGUAUCCUGACGUGUAUCCAGCUAUGAGACUGUCAGUGGUUCUGGAAGCCCUGGUGCCGCUGAAAACUGCAACGUCCUGUUUGGAGUCCAAGUACACACAGGGGCGUCUUGGGAUCUCUCCCUCAGACCUUAAACUCCUCAAGACUUCAGGUCCACCAAGGCAGUUUUCUUCAGGCAAGAGCACUAAAAUAACCGAAGGCAAGGGGUACGAGCGUUUAGUUAAGAAAGCACCAGAUUCUGCCACCCAUGCUUUAAAGCUUCUGAAGGGACCAAAGGGUGGAGUGCUGCAGGAGAGCAACGCCUGCAAAGCCUCCGGAGUUCUCAACGGGAGAGUCGCAGGCAGCUCGUCCCAGGACUGCACCACAGCACCACAGCCCAAGACCUUGAAAAUCAAAGAUAAGGAAGUUCUGCUGGGAAAAACAGAGUGGAAGGACAGCAGCACUUACCAGGAGGGCACUAGGCAGAAGAAGAGAAGAGCUACAGAGGCUAAAGAAGCACCACAGAAGAAAAAAGCAAAUGCCAUUCCUGUCCGAAAGAAAACUCGAAAGGCUCAGAGCACUUUGAACCUGCUGAAAUUCCGGACCAUCAAGGUGGGCAACUCUUCCUCUGAUGAUGAAGUGAGGAGGAGAGCACAGAAGAUUCUUAGGGUCAACCUGUCCCCUGUGAUCCAAAUUCAGCCCUUGUCCCAUUCUCAUAGUGUCCCCUGAAUUUCUUCACUUUGUCACUUUUUUUUGUAAGUAAGUAAAUAUGAGCCUGGCACCAGAGCACAGAGAGGCUUAGGAGUGACUCUGUGUCUCUGGUGCCAAUUUGCCCACUAACCUGCAGACAGAGCAGCCCACUCUCGUGCUGUUCCUGCCUGUCUGCCACUGCUGUGCAGAACUGGCUGCAGAAAUCCAAACCCCUUUUUGGGAGUGUGGGAAGGUGACUCCGGCCAGCAUCGAGCUGAGCAGGCUGGAGAGCUCACUUCUCACCACGCUCCCCUGAACGUGGCAGGCUGUGCUCUUAUGCAGGGGAGAACACAGGACUUUCUCAUGACAUUGAUGCACUGUGAUAUUGCUCUUUUCCAAGCUGUACAUUUACUGGUUUUAUUUUGAUCAAAUUUUAUAACUUUAUUAUCUAUAUAUCUAUAUAUCCAUAUAUGUGCAUAUGGCCCAGGAACUGUGGGAAGAUGCACUUCCUCCAUCCCUUUGGGAUUGGGUUUGAUAGCUUUUGUUCCUCCUUCCCUUCAGCUAGCCUUUUGUUGAAAGGUGCCAGAAUUCCUUUGUGGUUCAUUGUUGUGACAGUCUGUCCUGGGCUCCCUUGAGCAGCUCGGAGGCAGCAGCAGUGUAGCCACUUGUUUGGCUCCAGAAUGCCAAACAAUCUGGAGAAUUACCAGCUGGUAGUUUUAAUCCUAUUUUCGGUAACCUCUGCAUAACAGUGGGGGAGUGUCACAGGGCUGCAGGUCUGUCUGACAUCUUUAGGCACCUCCUCCCUUUGUGGGUAGCAGAAGUUUUGAACACAUGGUAGGGAUUUGCCUCCAAAGAGGAUUCCUCCUCAGCACCCAGCAUUACUCUGCUCUCCUAUACCCCAGGUGCAGCUAUGGGUCAUGAAGUGUGACUGUUAGAGCCAAAGGGCUGGAAUUGUUAGCAUGAACUGUGUGGUGUCCUGCCCCCCAUGUAGCUGCUCUGCUGUUGCUGGGUGUUCCAGGAGCAGAUCCCAGGUGCUGGUAGAGAACUGUUGGUUUUGGCUGGAGUUAAGCCACAACAGAGACACACACUGUGUUUGAAUGCUUUAGCUACAUCCUGCCAGUCCCAGACUCAGUGGGAUGCUUGAGCCUGAGUUAAAGCAGAAAAGUAAAAAAUUUGGGAGGACAUACACCAGCACUUAAACACAGAGAGUCACUUUCUGUGGUUUGUGGGGAUGAAGCAGUAGGAGGGGAGAUGGGCAUCGUGUGGUGGGUGGCAGCCUUGCUGUGCCAUCAGGGAUGUCGUGAGAAGGUGUGUGGCAGGUGUGAGAGCUCUGUGUGGAAGGAGGAGUGCAGGCUCUGCCAUCCCUAGGAGGCACUGCAGAACCACUGCACACGGCUGCUGUCACCUCCCUGCACCGGGGCACGCUGUUGGAUCAGAACACAGCUCUGUGAUCUCUGCACUCCACAGGGAGGGAUCUACUAAUCCCAGGAGAAACACCUCGUUGGAGCAGUUAGUGCUGCUGCUGUCAACUGGAAGGGACAACCUGGUGUCCUGGGGAAAGGAAGAGGCAUUGGGCUGGGUAUGGGCCUGGCUCUGUACAUGGCUGUCUGCUCACAUGUCUGCAGCAGUAGUGUAAUCCACUCAUUCUCUCACCAGCUCAAAAUACCAGUUGUCUGACCUAAUAAUCUCUGUGAACAUUGGCUGAAGGGAUGAGCUCCCCAGGGAAGUCCCAGAUUCUUAUAUUUGAGCCCCACCCCCCAAGCACCUGGUUGGAUUUCAGUGCUUUAUAAAAUGGGUCAGUGUCUGGUCCCCAGCACAGAAAGGAAGACUGUGGUAUGGAGAGAAGAGAGGAGGUUCGUGACAGGGUGAGAAGGCAGGGAAGUUGAGUGUUCUGAAGUGCAUGUGUGUUCUCUCACCCACAUAGAGCAGGGUGGAGGUUCACUUUCACUAAGCAACCUGGUAUAGUGUAAGGUGUCCCUGCCCAUGGCAGGUUGGUUGGAGCAAGAUGAUCUUUAAGAUCCCUUCCAAUCUAAGCCCUUCAGUGAUUUUAUGAUUCAGGGAAUGAUUGCAAGCCCUGAACCCCACACUUGGAUUCUGAGUUGCUGUCAGACAUCAUAACUUGCAGUGUUUGAGACUGACCUGUGAAUGCCGCUGCUUGGCUGCCAAGGAGAAGGAAAUAUUUUCUUCUGCUUCUGUGUUUUAAAAUGCCCUGGCAGAGAGUUCCCUGUCCUGACCUGGUGCUGGAUGAACAGGGGCUCUCCAUCACUGUCAACUGGCCAAAAAUUGCUUUGUUCCUUUUGUUCCCACUCCUUCAGACCUUUCUCAUUCCCACGCUCUCAAAUGCCAGGUCUUGAAGUCCUGCACUGGUGUUUCUCUUUUGGGCUGUUUCCCGAGGAGGGCUCUGAACUCCUGCCUGUGGUAUUGCUGUCAGGCUGCUCAGCAGCUUCCCCUGUUCCCAGACCCUUAUAAGGGCACUGAGAGCUGUCUUUGGAGUCUCCUUAUGCAGCACAGGCGUCCCAGCUGAGCACUUGGCCUCCUCUGGGAAAAACAACGUACAUCAACAAGGCUGAAUCCAGGUCGAAGCCUCUUUUCCUCCAGCCUGAGUGGGAAGCUGAGCACCUGAGGCCAGCUUACCAGGGCACAUCCCUCCUCAUCACUGUGUGUCUUCUCUCAGCUGUACUGCUGCCUGCCUCUUCACUCUUUUCUAUCACCUCCUGUCUUUCACAGCUUGGGUCUCUGCCAGUCAAGGACUUGACUUGUAUUGUUGCUUAACACAUCCAGCACAGCAUCCAGCCUUUGUGCUGCCGUGCCUUUCCCAGCACUGAGCUGAGUUCUGUGCGUGCUUGGUGAUGACAGUUUGCCCUGUGUCCUUCCCAGGCCACCAGCAAAAGGUGUUCUGCUCCACAGGGAGAGACAUGCUUUGGAAACACCUUUGAGUCACUGAGACUGCUGCCAGGGAAGUGAGCACUCCAUAGCUGUAUGCUCGGGGACUUGCUCAUCACCAGUCCCCUCUCUGUCAGCUCUCCUGCGCAUCUCUAGCAGACCACAGGGCCCUGAGCAACAGGGCAGCGCUUAACCUCCAUUCCCUGCCCUCCUGUUGUCUCUUCCUCCUCUUGCAGGUGCUUCAGGAACUUGACUGAAAGGGUUGCAGGUUGUUAUAGAGGGGCUUUACAGCCUCUGUGCCAAUGCCAGCAACUGCUGCCCUGGUACCAGCCAGCCCUGGCAGAGGGGGUGCCUCAGUCUGGUGUGGGUUGGCUCCCCCAUCCUUCAGCUCAUGCCCGGGUGUGGAUGCUCCUGGUGCCCUUGGCACUGAUGUGCACGAGGCUGCAGAGGGGCUCUGUGUGGAUGUUGCUGUCUGCUGUUUAGGGAAGAUGAAGGGUUUGAUCAAACCUGGGUUACCUAAGACCUGGUCUAGCCAGAGGUCUCCCCCACAGGUCUCUUCCAUCCUGUGUUAUUCUGUGGCAGCUGAGUAACACUUCCAGGGACUGUGCAACAGUAACUGGCAGGCACAGAGAAAUGCAUUGCCCAGAGCGCUGUGGUCUCUGCUGAGCGUGUGGUAUGCACCUUGUUCAGACCUGUUUUUGUAUUAGUCACUUUGAAUUCAUCCAAGUGCCUAACCUGGCCUGUGUUGUUCUGGGCACUGCGACAGCAGAGAGCUUUGGAGACUCUCUUAGGAAUGCUUUUAACGCAUGGAUUUGUGCCACUGUCGCUUCUAGAAAUGAUUCGGCUAGCGGUCAAAGGGCUGUUCUUCCAACUGAUUUUUUGGAAAUAAUUUCUCCUUUUAUUCAGCUGCCAAGAAGCAGUUUAUGCUUCCUCUCCACCAGACAAGGUCCUUGAGCUUCCUGCAUGCUUCAGAUGUCCGUCAGCAAGGUCUGUGGGGAGAGCAGCCUGUCCGGCAGGCAGCUGAAGGGGAAGCUGACAUCAGAUACCAGUUGAAAUCACAAUGUUAAUUGGUAGAAAUGUUCUGAAACUCAUGUCCACUGUGAUCAGAUUUCGCCAUCUGCCCCUGCUUAUGGUUGUAGAAGUUUCUCUUCAGCCUCUUCCCUGAAAGCCAUGUAGCAUGUUGCUGCUGCUGCUUCUAAACUAUUUGCAUCCCCCAUGAGCCAGUGCUGUAGCAAUUCUUGUACAGAAUUUCUUAAGCACUUUUUUUUGCAAAAAAAGAAGGGAUUAUUUUGUUACUCCUGCUUGGCAACCCACAAGUGGUAUUUCAGUGUGUGAAUGAGGUGUGUGUGCUUCCUGGAAUGCUCACCUCACUGGGCAGCUCUCAGACCAGUUCAUACCACCAGGGCUGGGGUUAGUGGGCUGAGAUUCCCCCCACUGCCUGGUGCUUCCUUGCAUGGAGUUCAGCCAGUUGCCAGCUAAGACUAUGCCAGGGGAAUCAGCAGCAGAAUGGCACAGAUGGGUAAUGGUGCACUUGUGGCUCCAUGGUCCUGCUCCACAGCUGCCCGUGGUUUGUGGCCUGUCCUCCAGACCCCCCGGUACACCAGGAGCAUUUCUCCACUCCAGCUCCAGCUGUGGCAAGAGGGCUUGGAAGGCUCUGGGUUUUGGAAUUGAGCACAGAGUUUGUGCCCUCUUGUGCUGUGUUCAUGGCCAGAACUUGCCAGCGUGUGGGGGGUUCAGCCAGCCCAGCAGUUCUUCCCCUUGGGAUCCAAGUUCCCUGCCCUGUCUACAAGCUGGGCCUUUGGCCAUGGCUCAGGGGAUCCCUGGGUAUGGAGAGCAGGUUUGUCUCUCAGCUCCAGCUGGGCCGUGUGACUCGGGCUGGGCAGCUUCCCAGGCAGGUUCUGGUGGGAGGUUCCUUUUUUUGUCUGUGGUUGACAAGGUCAGUGCUGAGCUGUGGAGCACCGGCUGCUCAGCCAGGCUGGUUGGUUUUUGUGGAAGUGACAGUUUCUUUUUCAGUCUUCAAAAGGGCACUGGCCUCUUUGCUCCUGUGCUCAGAUGGGGAUGGCCUUGCAGGAGCUGAGAUGGCCUACAGAGAGGACAGCAGUUUUGGGAUAUCUGGCACCUUCCUGACAAUGCUGCAGCCCUCAGCUUUGCCAGCUAGGUGGGCUGGCACAACCUGUGGAGAGCACAGCAGGGCAGGAUGCUCCUGAGCCCUCACAUUGUGGACUCUGCUAGAGAGCACCAUGCUAGGGUUUCCCUCUCCUUGCAGCCUGUUCUGCCUGGAGCUGGGUGCUGUUAAGAAGGUGCCAGGUGCCUUGGAGGAAUCUUGUCCCAGAAGUCAUGAGAGGCUAGCCUUUGUCACCAGGUCAUCCCUGAGAGUGGAAUGAAGCUUGUCUGUAGUUGUGACACUGCUGGAACUUGCAGGUUGGCCAGCAGCUGCCUCCAAAGCCAUGGUGCUGAGGCCAGGCCCCUCCCUUUGCUUAGGAGCACUAAGGAAGGCUGGUGAAAAAGUGAGAAGCUGGGAGUAGGGAAAGCUAAAGAUACCAGCAGCACCUGGACAGCCAGCAGCCUGCUGCUUCUGUGUCUGCUGCAGAUGUGCAAACAGAGGAGCCAAGGCUGUGGCUUUCCACAUCACUGUCUUCCCUCCAUCCCUGCCUGGCCACAGAGCUUCCCCUACCCUGCCUGGCAGCAGUACAUGGACACUGGUGCUGCAGGUGAAUGGGAGUCCUUUUGGAGCAGGCACCCCCUCCAACCCUUCAUUCCCAUCCUUUAUCGGUCUCACAAUCUGGCACUGCUCAUGUGGCCUCCAAAACACCUUCCCCAGGAGUCCCUUAAAGGCCUUAUUAUCGUCUGGGACUCUCUCCUUAUUGUCUUAAUUAGCCCUUUCCAUUCCUGUGUUCCUGUGGCUACAGGCAGCCCCUGUGAGUGUCUGGUGAUUCCCACAGACACAGGCACAUGGUGCUGUUUGAAAAGAGAAGGUGCUGCAAAGCUACCCCCGAAAUACCUCCCCUCCUGCCCCUGCUCCACCGCCCUGCCCAGGCUAGGACUGGGACAAAAGGAGUGUCAGUGGUGCAGCUCUCCUGAGCUGAGGAGGAGCAUUUCCUGAGCACAGGCAUGGCAGCUGCUCUGAGUGACACAGGGGCUCUGGGUGGGCACUGCCCAGCCACUCUCUGCCAACCAGCAUCUCCAUGAGAGCUGUCUCCACACAGCUGCACCGACCUGCUCCAGCUGAGAGCAGCACCUUCGGCUCUGCUGUGGCAUUCCUUGGUGAUGGGGCAUCCCGAGCAACAGCUGGGGAGCAACAACUGCAACCCGCAGGAGGGCGAGUUACAAACUUUGUAUCACGAUUUUACAAAUGACCAUCUUGUUCUUGAGUGAACUUUUUACUGUUUCAUUUGUUUGUGUAGAAUGUUUCUGAAGUUCUAAUAAUAUUUAAUGUUAAUAUGAAGCUGGGCUGUUCCACACUCAAUGUUGUAUAUUUUGGAAUGGCAUUGCUUAGUGAAAAGACAGCGUUAGUAUUAUUCCACUCUUUGGAAGGGAAUGGGACAAAAAACAGACUGUCUUUUUUCUUAAAUGAAGUGAACUUUUUGUUAUGAAGUCCUAGCAGGUGUCCAGCCCUUCAGUAAAAUGGUGCUCAGAACCA